Molecule: messenger RNA, 1752 nt
Organism: Symbiodinium sp. CCMP2456
Lineage: Eukaryota; Dinophyceae; Suessiales; Symbiodiniaceae
Source: the annotation of a GenBank genome assembly
AUGGCGUCAGCAGAUCUCUUCAACCGCAUCGACGCCAACAACGACGGAGUUGUCUCUCGUGAAGAGUUUGAGAAGGCUAUGAUGAUGCAGGCCGGCGCCAGCCAGGGCACUGUGACGGCAACCAACCGACGCGUGAUGUCACAGGAGGAGUACCAGCAGUACUUGGCAUCGCUGGGACAGGUCAGCGUGGGACCGGUGACCUAUGCCGGCGGCCAACCGACCACGACCGGAGCGGUGACAUACACCACGGGAGCUCCCGUCACCUACGGCGCUCCGAUGGCAAGCACGGCCCCGGUUACGUACACUUCGGCCCCAGUGACCAGCGCGGCACCGGUCACAUACACCUCUUCGAGCCCGGCCCCAGUCACUUACACAAGCGCUGCGCCGGUUACGUACACGACCCCGGCCCCCGUCACGUACACGACGGCAGCUCCGAUUACCAGUGCGGCGCCGAUCACGACCGUGGUGCAGGCGGCUUCAGAGACGGUGCCAGCCACAGGAACGGGUUCUUCCGUGCACUAUUCCCAGCCGCAGGGUGUCACCUACACUACGGUGACAUCGCCUGCUGCAGCCGUUGUGCCACAGGGAUCCUCGGUGAACUACUCGCCACAGCCAGUGACUUACACCCUACCCCCUGUGACGAUGGGUGCCCCUGUGACGAUGGGUGCCAGCUCUUCCGCAGUGUAUGCAGCUCCCGAGCAGCAACCGCAGCAGCCUAUGAUCUAUGCCGCCCCGGCCGAGGCACCGGCCCCAGCUCCCAUGCCGGCCAUCUAUGCUGCCCCUGAGCAGCAGCCCAUGACCUAUGCUGCACCGGCGGCAGCGCCCACCCCGGCUCCCGCACCUGCGAUCUAUGCCGCGCCGGCAGCGGAAAUGACACCGGCCCCUGCACCGGCAAUUUAUGCAGCUCCUGAGCAGCAGCCCAUGACCUAUGCUGCUCCCGCUGCAGAGCUGAGCACGGUGAUGAGCUCACCGGCAAUUUACGCAGCGCCCGAGCAGCAGCCAAUGACCUACGCUGCACCGGCCAGCGCACCCCCUGCUAUCUAUGCAGCCCCUGAGCAACAGCCAAUGACCUACGCUGCCCCGGCUGCUGAACCGACGCCUGUGAGCGUCCCAGCUGCACCAGCCAUUUAUGCUGCACCCGCGGCAGCCCCCGAGAUCCCCCCAGUGUAUGCUGCACCGGCCUCGUUUGCAUCUCCUGCCAUGGAGAUGCCAGCUGUGUAUGCCGCCCCAGCCAGCAUGGAGAUCCCAACCACGGUCACCUACGCCCCGGUGCAAGGCUCAUCCCAAGCUGUCGCUCCAAUCACCUAUGCCUCUGUGCAGGGCUCAUCCCAGGCAGCACCUCCAAUGACAUCUUCGGCCGCUGCCGCCGCUGCCGCACCGAUCCAGACCAGUAAUGUAGUCUACUCGUCGCAGCCUGUGUCCUAUCCGACGUACACCUACACAGCGCAGCCUGCCCAGACUUACACGGCGCAGCCUGCCCAGACUUACACGGCGCAGCCUGCCCAGACCUAUGCCUAUCCGACCUACACCGCGGCACCUCAGUACACGUACACUACGGCUGCGGCCGCGCCCACCUUCGUGCCCACCGUCGGCAGCCAGCCGUACACGUACACCUACGCUCCCCAAGCGGCCGCUCCGAUCGCAACAACCACUGAUCUCUUCAGCCGCAUGGAUGUCAACAACGAUGGAGUGGUCUCUCGUGAAGAGUUCGAGAAGGCUAUGAAGGCGCCCGUGAGUCCUGCGUGUGGUUGA